Molecule: messenger RNA, 430 nt
Organism: Scylla paramamosain (green mud crab)
Lineage: Eukaryota; Metazoa; Arthropoda; Malacostraca; Decapoda; Portunidae
Exons: 2
Coding region: 87-410 (107 amino acids)
Source: RefSeq, a predicted model, not a curated record
GGAGGUCAGGCGGGAGUCGUGUAGCAGUAUAUAUUGCAGGUGCUUUGAAGAGGAGACACAAUUCAAGUCAUCCAGUACGCAGCACCAUGAAGCCUGUGGUCAUUCUGACGGUUGUGGCAGCAAUCUUCGCCCACGAAGUCUCCAGCAGUCCUUCGUAUUCCCCAUGUAAGCAGGUCCGUGAUAUUGGCGACAGGCUCUACAGACUCCGCAUCCCAAACACUUACGAUGUGGUGAUUCUCCGCGACAGCCUGCUAGCAACAUACCACCAGCUACUCAACACUGUCUGCAACAGUAGCGCCAGCAACACUGCAAACGUGCCCUACUCCUUCUCCAUCCCUAGACACCUUCAUUAUUCCUCCUACAACCCCUCUAUCCUCGUGUCUCACUCUCUGCAUGCUGGCGACUACUGAGUUUAACGACUGGGCAUUAC